AUGGUUUUCUCAGACUCGCCAGAUGGAGACUCUUCCGGUGUAGCCUCCAUGCACAAAGCUGAUCGAACACACACUAGCCAAGUUGCCAACACCAGUAAUGAAUACUGCCGUCACCAAGACCCUCAGAGGCGUCUGAGUCUGGUUUCCUCGUCUGAUGCAGACAUUCGAUUCGCAGGAAAACGUACUUCAUUCUCCUCCCAAAAUUUGAGACAGCACCAAACCAUUGGUCUGAGGACCAAAAAGUAUCUCAUUCCGCGUUUACUGUCUCACCGGAAGGUCGCUCUUGCAACGCUGCACCCACUUUCGGCAGCGGUUAUGAAUGACAUGCACUACCUAUUAAAGGCAAAAAUCUUUUUUUUAAAUCUCUGGCUUGGUUACGAAAAAACCGAUUUUGUAGAAUGGAAAAGUUCUCUUUUUAAGGCUCAUAUCACCCCGAAGGCUCAUUUCCAAAAUGUGGACCAUGUCAUUCUCCGAACCAUGAUAAAGGUUGGUAUCAUCGCGCAAAGACUUAUGGAUGACAAAGAAGCCGUGGCCCAAAUGCGUCAAAUUGAAUGCCUCAGUAGGAAGUUUGCAUCGGUUUUUUCCAAUCUGGUUAACACUGCAGAGAAUGCUGGAACAUCAAGCUCAUGUUUGGACGUCUCUAUGGUUCCAGACGUUUUAUCCAGGCUCCAGGAGGCCCUCAAUAACCUGAUUGAGGGUCGACUUAGCGAAAAAUCGAUUACGCAAAUGAAUUCUGUUUUCGAAGAGCUCCAAGACAUCGAACUGUGGCAAGCGGUCUUUGACUACUCAAGUUCCGGGUCUGAGGAUUGGCAGUUAGCCCGUAAUUUGCGUGACUCUUUUAAUGAGCUACUCAAAGCAAAACUACUUUGA
Molecule: messenger RNA, 870 nt
Organism: Mesocestoides corti
Lineage: Eukaryota; Metazoa; Platyhelminthes; Cestoda; Cyclophyllidea; Mesocestoididae
Source: the annotation of a GenBank genome assembly